Molecule: messenger RNA, 339 nt
Organism: Effrenium voratum
Lineage: Eukaryota; Dinophyceae; Suessiales; Symbiodiniaceae
Source: the annotation of a GenBank genome assembly
AUGGAGAAGAAGGAAAAGAAUGUGUGCCACCAGAUGGAGAUCUGGAAGCAGUUGAUUGACACUGAAUUGAAGACAGCUGCGAGUUGGGAGUGCCAGUGGGGGUUCUUGAAGGGAGAGCAGAAGAUGCAGGGCUCGGCUUCCGCGCCAAUGCUCAAGGACUUGCGAGCUGGCAAGAUGGAUCGGACGCAGGCGCUCACGUGGCGGACCAAAACGCCUCAGCAGCGCUACGGCCGGCCUCUUGCCACAUCGCAUGAAAUCGGCUGGCGUCCGUCCAUCGAGCGAUUUGGGGUCAGUCAUCACGGCAUCAAACGAGACCCCGGCAUUUGGCCGGACAUUUGA